This is a messenger RNA of Spirodela intermedia, 638 nucleotides long. Lineage: Eukaryota; Viridiplantae; Streptophyta; Magnoliopsida; Alismatales; Araceae. The record is from the annotation of a GenBank genome assembly.
AUGGCAGGCACCUCAGAAAUUGGGAGAGGUAAAUGCGCGUUCGGUAGGUACCCGCCCGCCCUAUCGCUAGGGCAGAAUGGCAUUCUCGUCAAUUCAGAUGCGUAGGACAGGGCAGAGCAAGUUCAGAGAAAGCGCGGGAUACUCGGCCGCGAAAGAAGAUCGCGCCAACUUUUCGCUCUGGCCACCCAGAUUCUCGGGGAAGGAGCCUCGUCCGUCUCCAAUGGUCGUCGACCUACGCGGUCUCGGUGGCGCCUUAAGAUCCGAGCCUAGCGAGUGCGCAGGAACAAGUGGAAGAAGAGAGGAGUGAGCGCAAACCUGCGGUAGGCGACGGGGACGAUGCCGGCGCGGUACUCCGCGAUCUUGAGGAACAUCGGCAUGGCCAAGUCGAAGUGAGGGCGCGGGGGAUUGCACCAGCCGCCGUUGUCCGAGGGAAGGGCGAAGUUCGGCGGGCAGAAGUUGGUGGCGGUGAUGAUAAUGGAGGGGCUGCCGCCGUGGCACCACCUGGGGUCGUCCGCGCACUUGAUCUCGAAGCAGGCCCCGCAGCUAAGGCCGUCGUUGAACAGAGCCGUGCUCAGUGCCGCCGUCUCCACGCCGUAUCCCUGGCUGUACAGGUUCCCGUAUCCACACGCCCCCCCUGA